GGUAUGGAAGAGCUCCUUUGCUGGCCGUCUUCUGUUUCUUUGCACAUCUAUUUCCAGACCUGUUGAAAACAGUUGUUCCUGUUUGAGGGCAGAAUUGGAGUCAUAGGAACAGCUUGAGAAUAUGGCAUGUAACAUACCUAACCAAAGACAGCGGACUAUGUCAACAUGUGGAGAAGCUCUAUAUGAAAUUCUUGGUCUGCAUAAGGGAGCAUCAAAUGAAGAAAUUAAGAAAACCUACAGAAAAUUGGCCCUGAAACAUCAUCCAGACAAGAAUCCAGAUGACCCAACUGCUGCUGAAAAGUUUAAAGAAAUCAACAAUGCCCAUACAGUCCUCACAGACAUAUCCAAGAGAAGCAUUUAUGACAAGUAUGGGUCUCUGGGACUCUAUGUGGCCGAGCAGUUUGGAGAUAAAAAUGUCAAAACUUACUUCAUGCUAUCAAGCUGGUGGGCAAAGACCCUGUUCAUCAUUAUCGGCCUCUUGACCGGCUGCUAUUUUUGUUGUUGCCUGUGCUGCUGCUGUAACUGUUGUUGUGGACACUGUCGACCCAAAUCAUCGACAUCAGAGGAGGACUUCUAUGUGUCACCAGAGGACCUCGAGGAACAGAUCAGGACUGACAUGGAAAAAGAUAUGAACUUUCCAGUUGUUCUCCAGCCUACAAAUACAAAUGAGAAAACACAGCUAAUCAGAGAAGGAUCUCGAAGUUACUGCACAGACUCUUGAUAUUGGGGCCCAUGGAGGGUUCACAGUUCCUCUUCUUGAUUCAGCCAUGUCUUUGGGUGGUCAUGGGGGAGGCAGGAACAUGAAAUGCUGUGAACGUAUUAACGUUUGUAUUUUAUUUUUAGGUUAAGGGGAAGAUGAUUGCUACAUAAUUUUCUCAGUAUGCAGACUUUCUCUUUGAGUAGAAUUCCUAAUGAAAAACAUUUCGUUUUGAUGAAUAAAGGCCUGAAGAGUUG
Molecule: messenger RNA, 954 nt
Organism: Nannospalax galili (Upper Galilee mountains blind mole rat)
Lineage: Eukaryota; Metazoa; Chordata; Mammalia; Rodentia; Spalacidae
Gene: Dnajc5b
Product: DnaJ heat shock protein family (Hsp40) member C5 beta
Exons: 5
Coding region: 122-721 (199 amino acids)
Source: RefSeq, a predicted model, not a curated record